Messenger RNA from Epinephelus lanceolatus (giant grouper), 2054 nucleotides. Lineage: Eukaryota; Metazoa; Chordata; Actinopteri; Perciformes; Serranidae. The record is from RefSeq and is a predicted model, not a curated record.
CGUUCCCAACCCUACGAGUGAGGCGUAGUCUACAUGGACACGAGAAUGAGAGAGACCUGGAUCAGUGGCCUCUGUAUUGCAGCCUGACACCUACUGUUUCUCAGGUCAUCUCAGGUCUCUGUUCACUCUACUGGCUCAACAUGGAGCUGUGCUUUAAACUACAGAGCCAAGGUCUGUGGGAGCUGUACGCAGAUAUGGAGCUGAAAAUGAUCUCUGUUCUGGCAGCCAUGGAGAGCCAUCGCAUCCAUGUGGACAAAGAAGCUUUUAGGAGAACUUCAGACCUGCUCGGGACGAAGAUGAAGCAGUUGGAGCAGGAGGCCCACCAAGCAGCAGGACAGAUAUUCCUGGUCACCAGCAACUCUCAACUUCGAACAGUCCUGUUUGAGAAGCUUUGCCUCCAUGAGCGCUGCGAGAACAAGAAACUUCCUAAGACCAUCAACAAACAGCAGCAGUCAACAUCGGAAGCUGCAUUGCUGCAGCUCCAGGACCUGCACCCGCUGCCAAAGAUCAUUCUCGAGUACAGACAGAUUCACAAAAUCAAGUCCACUUUUGUUGAUGGGAUUCUCUCCUGCAUGAUGAGCAAGAACUACGUUUCCUCUACGUGGUACCAGACGAGUGUGGUGACAGGGAGAAUCUCAGCCAAGCACCCAAACUUCCAGGCCCUGCCAAGACAGCCACUUCAAAUCACCAAGAAGCAGUACAUCCAAGGAAAGGAGGAAGAAGUGGUGACUGUUCAUCCUCGGGCAAUGUUUAUUCCUCAGGAGGGGUGGACUUUUCUCGCAGCAGACUUCUGCCAGGUGGAGCUGCGUCUGCUGGCUCACCUCUCCUCUGACCCUGAGCUGCUCCGCAUUUUCAUCAACCCGCAGGCGGACGUCUUUACCAUGUUGGCCUCUCAGUGGAAGGGAGUGAGUGCGGGUGAGGUGACUUUUGAGGAUCGGGAACAUGCCAAACGCAUCGUCUACUCUGUUGUGUACGGCGCAGGUCGUGAGCGUCUAUCAGGGAUCCUUGGGGUGAGUGCUGAGCAGGCCAGCCGAUUCCAGGACAGCUUCCUACAGACCUACAAAGAAGUCCAGGCCUUCAUCCAGAGGACCAUCCAGCAGUGUCACAAACAAGGUUAUGUGCUCUCCAUCAUGGGUCGUCGACGGACCCUCCCUAACAUCAACUCCAAUGAUUGGGGCAUCCGCAUGCAGGCUGAGAGGCAAGCUGUCAACUUUGUGGUCCAAGGUUCUGCUGCUGAUCUCUGUAAGAUGGCCAUGAUCAGAAUCUUUAACCUGGUCUCCUCCUCCAGCUCACUUUCUGCCAGGCUGGUGGCACAGCUCCACGAUGAGCUGCUGUAUGAAGUGGAGGACUCCCAGGUGGAACAGUUUGCAGCACUGGUGAGGAGCACCAUGGAGUCCCUUCAGCACAUAGACCAUCUGGGAGUCCAUCUUAAGGUCCCCCUGAAGGUGGCAGUCUCCAGUGGCAAGUCUUGGGGAUCCAUGUCUGAGCUUAACAUCCCUCCAGUGUCUCCUUCUCUCUGAGUGCUUCCUCCUCCCUCCGUUAUUUUUGCUCUCUCCAUCUCCCCGCCCUUUUGCCUCUUCCACUGCCACGCUGCUGUAUUUAAUACACUUCUCUUGCUCUGCUCCCUCGCACUCCCUCUUGGUAUGUUCUCAUAUUUCUGCCUCCGAGUCUCUCUCUCUCAUCGUCUUUCUCUUUCGCUCAGUCUGUCCCUCCCUCUCUCUUCGCUUGUCCUGCAUCCACAUUGCCAUGGAAACCAGGCAGCUGCAGCUCCUUCCAGCUCCCAGCUCUUGCUUUCACUCCAUCCGUAUCCGGGGGCAACGGCAGGAGCCACAGACUGGAUCGCUCUCCUCCAUCCUGCAAAAAAAAAAAAAGAUUUCUUGUCCUCCUCCUCUCCUCCUCCGUUUUCACACUCUCUUGUUAAGACCAACGCUGUUUUCUCUGCCUUGUUGCCAAGGUGAAUCUUUGAGAGAGUGCUUGGUAUUUAUUGGUUCAUAAAAUUUGUUGUUGAUAUGGUUUUUAAAAAGGCGUAACGGUUGAGCUACACUUGCAAUAUG